Molecule: messenger RNA, 537 nt
Organism: Brassica oleracea var. oleracea
Lineage: Eukaryota; Viridiplantae; Streptophyta; Magnoliopsida; Brassicales; Brassicaceae
Product: F-box protein At5g10340-like
Exons: 4
Coding region: 19-474 (151 amino acids)
Source: RefSeq, a predicted model, not a curated record
UGUCGUUAGAAAUCUGUUAUGCGGAGGCUGGAGAUUGAUCAUACUAAAAACAUAACAUUAUCAUCAUCAGUUACCCAAGUCAAGUUACCUAUUAAGGAGCGUUUUGUUUGUUCCAGUAGUUUUGAUGAUCUAGUAUGCCUCUUGCAUCACUGGGAUGUGCCGAUCCUGGCCCCUAAUUUUUUAAGAGAGGAUGUCCUUCUGGUGUAUUGCGAUCAAUCCAACUACUAUAUGGCAUUGAACUCUCCCCCAUCCAAAUUUCAACAAGUUUGGCUAUAUAACUCUCAAGAGUUUGACGAUGUUACAACUACAUGUGAAGUUUUCGAUUUUAGCACCAACGCUUGGAGUUUCAUGUUCUCACUCCCAUUUCAUUUUCUUCACCAAAACAAGAGGUCUAAUCCAGUGAUAUGUGUACCUGCACAAGUUGAGGGCAUUUUCUUUCUCCAUAUAUCCAGCACUAAAUUGUUUAUGGCUUAAAAUCUCAUGACCGGCCCUGAAUAGGCAAAUAACAUUUCAGAUGUAUGUAUCAAAACAUACAGA